Messenger RNA from Coccomyxa subellipsoidea C-169, 1329 nucleotides. Its product is annotated as WD40 repeat-like protein. The transcript has 10 exons. Lineage: Eukaryota; Viridiplantae; Chlorophyta; Trebouxiophyceae; Coccomyxaceae. The record is from RefSeq and is a predicted model, not a curated record. Bases 1 to 1329 code for a protein of 442 amino acids. Gene Ontology annotation, molecular function: protein binding. Gene Ontology annotation, biological process: ribosome biogenesis.
AUGGCUGCAAAUGGAGUUGAAGAUGACACCCAAAUUACCUGCAGAUUCAUCACUAAGCUGCCCCAAGAAUUUCGUGUUCCUGGAAUGUCCGUGGCUGUGCCAUCGAGCAUAACUCGUCUUGGGCUUUCAAAGAUGGUCAACCAUCUCCUUGAUAUGGAUCCUGUGAAGCCGUUUGAUUUCCUGAUCAAUGGGGAGCUCGUGCGGCAGUCUCUGAAGAAAUUUUUGCUAGCCAAGACUAUCUCCGCGGAAACUGUGUUGGAUAUAGAGUAUGUCUUCGCUGUGGAGCCACCAACACCAAAGCAGCAACACCCACAUGACGACUGGUGCGCUGUUCACGUGAACGUAAUUCGACAUGCACUCUGCUGUAUGCCACUAGGCCGCAUCGGGGUAGCUACCCGAGGAGACAACAUACUCAGCGGCUGCUAUGAUGGAGUUCUGCGCUCUUGGAAAGAUGCUGAGGAAACCAGCAGCACAAGGCUGCAUAGCGGCCCCAUCAAGGCUGUUGCGGUGCUACCAGAGCAGCAGGGCCCUCUUGUGCUGACAGCAGGCCAGGAUCACACGGUGCAGCUAGUACAUGUGUCUGCCUUGGAUGAUACAGCCAGCACCACUGAGGCUGCAACCACCUUGGCUGUGUACAGGGAUCACACAGAUGCUGUGGCUUCAGUGGCCCCCAGCCCGGAGGGCUCGCUCUUCGUCAGCAGCAGCUGGGACUCCUCUUUGCGUGUCUGGUCUACAGCGGCUGCGGAGCCAGAGGCCGCGCGCACGGCCGGAGCGAAACGGCGCAAGGGGGAUGCGGGGGAGGCGGCGCCGUCCGCGGCCCUGGAGCAGCGGUGCCGGCAGGAGCUGAGCGGCCACUCGCAGUGCGCGUCAUCCGUGGCCUGGCCGUCCACAGACACCAUCGUCAGUGGCAGCUGGGACCACUCGGUGAGGCGGUGGGAUGCUGAGACGGCGGUGAAUGUGGACACGUUCAACGGCAGCAAGGCGGUGUACUGCGUGGCAGCAGCUCUGCAGGGCUCUGAACUUGUCGCGUUUGGCGGGGCAGAACGUGCCCUGCAUGUCUGGGAUCCACGGAUGCCUAUUGGCCAGGAAACGCUGUAUUCUUCGCAUACAGACUGGAUCUCUGCUGUGGCGUGGCACCCAACCUCCGAGCACCAUGUUGCGACAGCAUCCUAUGACAAGUCGGUGAAGCUGUGGGACCUGCGCACGGCUGUGCCCCUGCACACUCUACAGGGCCACACAGAUAAGGUCCUGUGUGUGUCAUGGGCGGGCGGCAAGCUCGUGUCUGGCGGCGCUGAUUGCACAGUUCGAUCUUACAAUGUGGUCGUAUAG